This is a messenger RNA of Amaranthus tricolor (Joseph's coat), 1622 nucleotides long. RefSeq names its product cytosolic sulfotransferase 5-like. Lineage: Eukaryota; Viridiplantae; Streptophyta; Magnoliopsida; Caryophyllales; Amaranthaceae. The transcript has a single exon. Gene Ontology annotation, biological process: sulfation. Bases 148 to 1221 code for a protein of 357 amino acids. Gene Ontology annotation, cellular component: cytoplasm. The record is from RefSeq and is a predicted model, not a curated record. Gene Ontology annotation, molecular function: sulfotransferase activity.
AAUAAUAAUAAUAAUUAAAUAACAGUUUUAAUAUAAAAGUUGAUCUUUGCACUCUACUUUUACUGAGGUCAACUUGUUCCUUCCCUUGGAUAUAUAUUGCAGGUCUACUUUUAUUCAGGUCAAGUUGAUCUUCAUAAGGCAAUCAAGAUGAAAACAAUGGGUUCAUCCACAAUGAAUGAAACUACUCCUGCAACAAAUAAACCAAACCAAAGUGAAGAAGAAGAAUUGGUUGUGAAUGAUGAAGAAUUAGAAGAGAUUACAAAAUCCCUUGAAAAGGUUAACUUUAUGGGUAUUACUAAUAUCCAUUUGGUUAAAUUUCAAGACUUCUGGUAUUUUAGUUCUUCUGAUUUUUUCUCUGGCCUUCUUCUUUUCCAGAGACAUUUCCUUGCUCGAAACACUGAUUUAAUGGUGAAUAGCUUCCCUAAAACAGGUACCACUUGGUUAAAAGCCUUACUGUAUUCAAUUGUUAAUCGGGUCAAAUAUCCACCCAAACAAAGCCCAUUACUUACCCACAAUCCACAUCAACUUGUGUAUGAUCUUGAAAACAUUUAUGCAGGUUUCAACCCAAAACUUCCCCGCCCACACCAACUUCAUCAACUUCCUUCACCUCGGUUACUUCAUUCUCACUUUCCUUAUCCCUUACUUCCUGAAUCCAUCAAAUCUUGUUCAACUAAAAUCAUUUACAUUUCUCGAAACCCUUUAGACACGCUUGUUUCUUAUUGGAAGUAUUAUCCCAAACUGUUGAAAUCGUCUACGGGAGAUGAGACUUAUGAAGGUCCUUGUAUACAUGAUUUCUUUCAAGAUUUCUGUAAUGGUUCUGUAUAUUGCGGGCCCUUUUUUGAUCAUGUUCUUGGGUAUUGGAAGCAGAGCUUAGAGCAACCUAACGAAGUGUUGUUUUUGAUGUACGAAGAUUUGAAAGAAAACCCAAGAUUUCAUCUAAAGAAGUUGGCUGAAUUUGUUGGAGUGCCAUUUUCUCCAAUGGAAGAAAAUGAAGGUGUUAUUGAGGAUAUAAUUGAACUUUGUAGUUUUGGAAAUCUUAAAGAACUGGAGGUUAAUAAGAGUGGUGCGGUUAACAAGUAUUGUGAGAACAAGGAAUUUUUCAGGGAAGGAAAAGUAGGAGGGUGGAAAAAUUAUUUAACACCUUCUAUGGCUGAUACAAUGAAAAAAUUAAUGGAAGAAAAACUUGCUGGUACCAAUUUGUCCUUCAAGUUGGAACCUUAAAAUCUAGUUCUUGAAAUUAUAAUAAUAGUACACAGAUUAUUGUAAGGGACGGUCUCUUUGAGAGACGCAUUAAAUAUAUGGGAUGAGAAAAUAAAAAUAUGGGUUUUUUGUUUUGAGGUCGUCUCUUUAAGAAUCACGAGAGUAUGGUCAUGACAACAAUCAAUGAGUUCGAUGAAAUAUUGAAGGAUGUUUUAGUUUAUGUUUGAUUGUUACGAAACCAAUUCAUUUGAAUUUAUCAUUAUAUAUUAUAUAUUGUUCUUAGAAUGAUUUUUUUUUACCUAAUUUACUCUUUUUUUAUAGCAAAUAGAACUAUGUUUGAUUAUAUUCUAUACUUUAAUUAAUUCUGCAUCAUAUUAAAAUAAUGCAUGCUAUUCAUAGCAAGUUUUUUUUUUCUUUUUAAA